AUGAAGCGCUCACGACGGGCACGUCGAGAUCUUUGUAGGGCUGGUCAUGGUUGUAACCUUGUUACAGUGGUGCAGCGCAGCAAGGCCCCAAGCGACCGCCUUUCCCUUGACAGACAACUGCUCCAUGCAGGAAGUGAAGCCUUACUCCCGGCGAUCAUUAGCCCUAAGCCGAGCAGGUACCGGGCUUGCGCGCUAGUAAUUGCCACUAGGGAUGCAUCGGGUGUCAACAAAAAAAAGGUUGGAAGGCGCAGCCAGCAAUCGAUAAUACCGUGCACAUCAGAAUGUAGUGCAUGGACGAGCAUCACAAUUAAAAGUCCAAAGAGGGUCACUCUUGAAGGGCGUCCCUGCUUAAUCCCAUGUCCAACCAGGAGUUCAGGUCCAAGCCUAAUGCACGCCUUAAUGCAGGCCUUGACUUUAGUGUACCGAGCCUCAAAGGAGCCCAAGGGAACAACAAAGCAGUGUGUGCAUAGGGAGCUAGCGGUUGACGGGUCAAUUGACUCAAAUUCUCCGGCACGCGAGUGGACGAUGAGUCUCGCAACUGCAGUGUUGAACCAGGGUCUUGAGCAGAUGUCCCUUAAGCCGGAAACCAAACAGAGGGUUCGGGCACCAGCACAGCAGCAACAGACGGGGCUUCUUGGAGACUUCACCAAACGCAGCAAAGUAGCCGUGAUCUACAUGUGCUUCGAGCGGAUGGAGAUGAUACACCGAGCCAUUCCUGCCAUCCUCGGCAGCGAGGGCUUGGCCGAGUUUGACUUUUUUAUUUCACAGGAUGGCAGCGCCGCUUCUAUCUUCGAGAAUGGAACCGUGUCCAUCCCCAAAGGCACGCAGUUCGCCUACAUUCGCCAUCCAGCCAACCUUUGCACGGGUCUGCACCAUCACUUUGUCAAGGCUUUCGCUUUCAACAUUAUGGGGUUACGACAUUCUGUUGGUCGUGGAGGAGGACAACAUCAUCUACACCCUCAGGCGCUGCAGGCGCCCGACAUUGACCAGGAGAUACUGGCUUACGGAUUGCUCUGUUGA
Volvox carteri f. nagariensis is the source of this 1020-nucleotide messenger RNA. RefSeq lists its product as uncharacterized. The record is from RefSeq and is a predicted model, not a curated record. Lineage: Eukaryota; Viridiplantae; Chlorophyta; Chlorophyceae; Chlamydomonadales; Volvocaceae. The coding region runs from base 1 to 1020 and encodes 339 amino acids. The transcript has 7 exons.